CACUAAAGAACUUCGUUUCCGUCAAUACGAACACUCGAUCAGCCAAUGAUAUUUUAAGGAAGACGCUCGCGAGGUUUUCGUUUCUUCACCAUGGCAACCAUAGUCCGGUAAAUCUUCGCGUCUUCUUCGUUGUGGGCCACCGGCGGUUCGUCAUGGCAGAGUUGGGUCUAAAUGAUCACCAUCAGAAUGAAGUGAUCAACUACAUGCGAUUUGCACGCUCUAAACGUGGUCUGCGCCUUAAGACAGUAGAUUCUUGUUUUCAAGACCUUAAGGAAAGCAGGCUGGUGGAAGAUACAUUCACUGUUGAUGAAGUGACAGAUAUCCUGGAUGGUUUACAAACUGUAGUGCAUAGUGAGGUGGAAUCAGAACUUAUUAAUACAACUUACACCAAUGUAUUACUUUUACGACAAAUUUUUUCCCAGGCAGAGAAAUGGUGUCUUAAAUUGCAGACUGACAUUUCAGAACUGGAAAAUAGGGAUUUAUUAGAACAAGUUGCUGAGUUUGAAAAAUCAGAAUUUACAUCUCCAAAUAAGAAGCUGAAUCCAGAGUUGGUUAAAACUAAACUUACUCCAUUGCAUGAGGGAGCAUCAGAAUUACUAAACAAGGAAAUAGCAAGACUUCAUGAAGAAAAUGAAAAAUUGAAAACUCGAUUAAAGACAAUAGAGCUGCAGGCUACAAAUGCACUGGAUGAAAAAUCAAACUUAGAAAAGGCUUUACAGAAUUUACAGAUUGCUCAGGGGGACCAAAAGUUUAACAUGACUCAGGAUGUUAGUGAACUAGAAAAUACUAUGGCUAAUUUGAAGUGUCAGUUUGAGAAAACAUUGCAAGACAGUACUGCAAGCCAAAAAUCCUUGGAAGAGAAUCUGGUGUCAACAAAACAUGACUUACUUAAGGUUCAAGACCAGUUAGCUCUGGCUGAAAAGGAAUUAGAAAAGAAGUUCCAACAAACUGCUGCCUAUCGCAAUAUGAAGGAGAUUCUCUCAAAAAAGAAUGAGCAGAUAAAAGAGCUACGAAAGAAGCUUUCAAAAUAUGAGCCAGAUGAUUAAAUUCGGAAGAAUUUGUUUUGUUUCAAGAAACUGCCACAAAAUGAAAUGAAAAUACAGAUUUGGAAAAAGGAUUUGUUGUUCAAUAUGUUUCAGUAUGUUUUCUAAGCAGUCUACUUCCUUUUUUAAUCAUUUUAUUAUUAGAAAGCCAUAAGUGAAAAUGCUGAAUAAAGAAAAAUACAUAUUUGUUAUUUAGGGCCAUUUUAAAUGUUUAAAUCAUAUACUGCAGACAUGUCAAACUCGCGAUGUCACAUGAUGUCACACAACAUAUCGGGACUGUUUCACCAUUGCCGGCAGUGGGGUGGGCACGGCUUCCGCAUGAUGCAUCUGGCCCGGGGUCGGCAGUUGGACACCCCUGAUAUACUGCAUACAAAUGCAGAACAUUUACCAAUUUCUUUGUACAGUAAAAAAAGUUUAUUAUGAACAGUAGUUCAAAAUAGUUAUAGUUUUUUGCAUAUUGUUAAAAUACAAUUCUAAUGAAAACUCCCUAAAGUUUAUAUUUUUCUGAAACAUUGCUUUUCUUUUUCAGAAUAUUAGCUAGAAACAUGAGUUAAUUCUGUUGCCAUGAAACAUAGCACCCACGUUUAGCUUGAAGCUGGUAAGAAACAUGAUCCCUGAAAAAAAAAACUUUUACCUAUGCAAAGGAGCUUUAUUGUCCACCCGAAAAUACAAAUUACCAAGUAAUUCAGGCAAAGCAAAAAGCAUUUAUUUAGGAAGGUCAGGUCUUUAUACAGGGUACAGAAAUAACCAAAUGCUACAUAACGUUCUGUAUAUGUGAUGUGCAAAAAGCAACUGAUCAAACAAUAACACAUUAAGUAAACAUAGGUUAGACACAAUUAAAAUUUGUUGCAUCUUCUGCUUUCCCAUCGGGCUUGUUUUUUUAAUACUUGCAAUACAUAAGGACUUCAGACUAUGCUCCUUAUUUGUUUAGUCUCCAAAAAAGUUAAUAUUUGCAUAUAAAAGAAAUAAAUGGUUUUGGCUAAAAAAGAAAA
This is a messenger RNA of Crotalus tigris (Tiger rattlesnake), 2035 nucleotides long. It is a transcript of the gene LZTFL1, whose product is annotated as leucine zipper transcription factor like 1. The transcript is spliced from 10 exons. Gene Ontology annotation, biological process: negative regulation of protein localization to cilium. Bases 153 to 1046 code for a protein of 297 amino acids. NCBI's taxonomy places the organism in Eukaryota, Metazoa, Chordata, Lepidosauria, Squamata, Viperidae. Gene Ontology annotation, cellular component: cytoplasm. The record is from RefSeq and is a predicted model, not a curated record.